This is a messenger RNA of Sesamum indicum (sesame), 752 nucleotides long. It is a transcript of the gene CRR42, whose product is annotated as DUF3148 family protein. Gene Ontology annotation, biological process: NADH dehydrogenase complex (plastoquinone) assembly. NCBI's taxonomy places the organism in Eukaryota, Viridiplantae, Streptophyta, Magnoliopsida, Lamiales, Pedaliaceae. The record is from RefSeq and is a predicted model, not a curated record.
UAUGGAAAAACACCCCUUAUCCAAUACAUUGGUCCACAAAUUCUCACCAAAAAAUCAAAAAAAGGAAAAAUAAAACAAGAAAUGGAAAAGAAUGUAGAGAAGUGAGAACCACAAGCACAUAAUCUUCUUGUUGUAUCUCACCAAACGUCCAUUCCAAUGGCAUUCAGCCUCUCCUCCAUCCCAUUUUCAAGGCCAAUCAGCAGCCUAAGGAGCCAAGUUCUGGUCACAAAGUGUGAGUUGAACGAAGCUUCAAAUUUGAGUGCAAAGGAGUCGAGACUUGAAAUUGGGUCUCCCAUUAUUGUGGUUGAGGCUCCUCAGCUGCUCAAGACUGCCGCUUCCGUCCCUUGUUUGCGUGCUAACGCGGGCUUAGUUAAGCCCGGUGAUGUCGGGAGGAUUGUUUCGAGAAAGCCUAAGGAUGUGUGGGCAGUUCGUCUUAGUAUUGGUACUUAUCUUAUAGACGGAAAGUACUUCAAGCCCUUGGAACUUGAUGAUUAACUCAUAAGUUUCAUACGGCAAUGUACAAAUAUUUUUAAAUAUAUGGACUUCAGUGAAUCACAAUGUAGAUAAUUAGGGUUUUGGAGAUUGAUUUUUUUUUUUUUUCUACUUAAGCUGAUUUUAAUUUUAAUUUUCGAUUAUGCAAAGCAAUUGCUUUGUUCCCUCUCCCAGACAAUCAUUUGAAAUUAUUGUGGUGUGUAUUACAUUUACACUUUUACCAUUUUGUAAAUGUAUCAGUUGUUGAUAUUUCGUCAAAA